GCGGGGAUGUCGGGGGUUGGUCUCAGGGCUGCACAAGCCUUGGGGUGGCUAGGAGGGUAGCAGCGGCCAUGCCGGCAGGUGGGCUCUCCAGAUGCAGUGUGGGGGUGUGCAGAGCACUGGGGGGUGUGUUGCAUGGCUCGGUGACCACUCCCCCUCUCUGGGGACAGGCUGUGCAUGGAUCUGAGCCCAGGCAGCCCAGGAGAGUGGGCCGGUCAGACGCCAGUCAGGGCCAGGAAAGGUCAGGGCUGAUCAGGUUCCCGAGAGUGCCAGCCUUGGUCUUGGUCCCAUUCCCGUGUCUGGGAGUGAGGAGGUCCCGCCCCUUAAAUCCACCAGGGACACAGCUGGCAUCCACAGGGACUUUGACUGACCAGCCCGGCUGAAGGUGGUGGGGGUGGCAUCAGCCCCCUGGGGGGUUUGGAUCUGUGCCUGUCCCCAGGCCCCACCACAGAGGGGGCCCCCUGAGGCGCAGAGGCCAAGGCCUGCCUCCAUGCUCCGCUCCCUCCCACUGGCUUGCCAGUCCCACAGGGGCACAGAAGUGGGGACAGGCCGAGUUCUGGGAACCCCCCAAGCUGCCCGAGGUCCUGGGAUAGUCCUGGCUCACUGUGACAGGAUGCCAGGCACGGAGUCCCCACAGAGCCUGGGGCCGGAGGCGAGGGCCGCCCCCCAGAGGCCAGGCUGGGCCGUGUCUCAGGGACCUGCCCUCCCCAGGGGGACUUCCAAACUGGGCCACAGCCCAGUGGAUGGAGCCGCACCCAUGCCCGACGGCCCCUUGACACAGCUCUCCUUGGGCCUGCAGAUGGCAGCCGGGCCAGAGCCUAGGGAGGCCAGGUAUAGUGUCCCCACCUGCGGCCUGGAGGAGGCCAGACCAGGGUCUCUGGGACGGUCACCCAGGCCUCUGUGGGUUGGCGUUGGGCUGGCUCACGCUCGGGGAGUGGACUGUGGCCUGCCGCCUGGGCCUGGCAACUGGCAGGGGUCACCUGAUGCCCACUGGUCAGCAGUGGCCUGCGCCAGUCCUCGUGUUUGCCCGACAAAGGCGGGGUGUGCUCACAGGCACUUCAUGCCUACGUGUGUGUCCUCAGCCAGUGGACAUUGGCUCUGGGCACUCAGCAGGGUGGGGGGCAGGGUGCCCGGGCUCAUCUGGCGCUCCGCCUGGCGGGCAGGACUCGGCGCUGGGGGAAUGUAUGGGUUACGGGGACAGCGUCUGCAGGAAGGCCGUCCCUGGACUGUGCUGCACACCCUCCCCCGAGGACCUGUUUCCCCGUCUGUCUGUGGGACCACAACCCCCAGGCUGCCCCUCUUUCGAGGGCCAAGGUGAUUGCGGGUGUCUGCGGAGAACCUCUCCGAGGGGACUCACUCCGUGUGCCCAAAGGAGGGCGGAGCAAGGAUAGGGUCUCCGAGAGGGCGCAGUGACCCCCACACCAGGGCCUGUCAGUCACGCGGGCCUGUCUAAAUUCCCGGCCGUCCCACGCCUCCCGACGGCCAGACUCGGGGUCUGCUGUGGGGAUUCCGAGGGCCCGGGCCGAGCCCCCUCCCCACGCCUCGCCGGUGUUGGCUCCCUUCAUGCACCUCCCCACCCAUGGCCCUCUGAACAGCGCAGCCAGCUCCAUCCUGAGCCCCCGGGCCCGGCCCCACCUGCUCACCCAAUCACCGGACACCCCCCCUCAGCUCCCAGGCCCCUGCCACAUCCCUGUCACUUGCCAAGCAUCUGGAAGUACCAGGGCUGCGCGGCUGCCACUGGCCAGGAGACGCCUGGGGGAGCAGCAGGCCCGCCCUCAGGAGUCGAGCUGUGGGACACAGCAGGGCCACAGGAGGCACAGCUGGACAGCGGUGGCCACAGGAGUCUGAGACGGCAGGCCCACCACACACAGCCCCCGCCCUGGGCAGUGGCAUUGGGGGCAGGCCCGGAGAGCCUUCCCGCGUGCACUUCAUGAGCAGGAUGUCCCGGUGGGACCCCUGGCGGAAUUGGCCUCUGGCAGGGCCGGGUUUCCAGCUGGAGCAGGUGGAGGUGGAGUGGGGGUGAGGGGAGGCUGUGGCUCUAGCCCCACCUAGUUUAGUGACCCAGGGAGCAAGGUCCAGGAGGGAGCGCCCUGGCCCGGGGCCUGCUGGCGUCUUCCUGUCACUGUCCCCUGCCCCUCUAGGCUGUCCCAGGGGAGUUGCUAGGAGGCUGUAAACCUGCACAGGCAGCGUGAGGGGCAGAUGCUCUGGUGGGUGGGGAAGGAGGCCGGGAGGCGAGGCCCCUCAUAGCCUGCACUUGUCACCUCCUCUGCCAGGCGGGGAGGACCGCAGGGGACAGCAAGGAGGCAGCUCCUUGGAUAAGCCUGUCUGCAGGAGACUCAGGCAGGCAGCUGAGGCCCAGCUGGGCUCCAGGGUCCUGGGGACAGAGCAGGCACAAGGGGCAGGUCCAUGGUGCUGGGCACCGCCCCACCCCUGGACCCUGUGUGCUGGCCCUGGGGGCCCAAGAGGGGCCAGCGGGAGGGGCCAGAGACCCAUGCCCUGGGGCCUGCAGUGCCCUCCAGUGGUGGGAAAGUGGGCCUGCACUCCAGCCAGCCCUCUGUGGACUUUCCCAGGGCUCCCUGUACCCUCCCAGCCCCAGCCCACUGUAUGCACAAGUUCCCAAAAGAGGGGAGCCUGUGGCCUGGGCAUCCCCCAAAACAGAAGUGGCCUCGAAAUUGUCUUUUCCUUUUUAUUCAUACAUGGGAGGCACGGGCCCAAAGGGAAGAGCCCCUGCUGAGGAGGCAAGGCUGUCUGGGGCCCCACUGGCCCAUGGUGGCACCUGUCCACCACUGCAGAGCUCGGGCUGUGUGGCGUGCAGCAGUGGGGGGCUGGGUUUGUGCUUCCGGAAGGUUUGGGCCCCCUCAUUCCUGCAUCGUAGGCCCCCAGAGGGCUUCUGAGUGUGUUCCGGCCUCAGGGGCCUGAACUGAGACACCUUGGGGCGUUGACAUGUGCCCACGAGACAGUCCAGGCCUUGCCCAGCCCCCGCACCUCGCCAAGGAGCAGGGCACUCGCCCAGCACACCCCAGACUCACAGCGGCGGACCACUAACCAGACUCCCCAAGUCUAAGGUGGGCCAUGUGUCCCACAUCCUGGGGACAGAACUGCCACCCCAAGCAGCCCAGCGGCAUCUCCUGAGCGCCUGCUGUUAGCCCUGCCUGGAGUGUGGCCGGGCAGGCCCUCCCAGGGCGCUCCUGGACACUCAGCUGGCUCUGUGUUCCCAGGGGGGCAACAACGCCGGGCACACGGUGGUGGUGGACGGCAAGGAGUACGACUUCCACCUGCUGCCCAGCGGCAUCAUCAACAGCCAGGCUGUGUCCUUCAUCGGCAACGGGGUGGUUGUCCACUUACCGGGCUUGUUUGAAGAAGCAGAAAAGAAUGAGAAGAAAGGCCUCAAGGACUGGGAGAGGAGGCUCAUCAUCUCCGACCGUGCCCACCUCGUGUUCGACUUCCACCAGGCCGUGGACGGGCUCCAGGAGGUGCAGCGGCAAGCCCAGGAGGGGAAGAACAUCGGCACCACCAGGAAGGGCAUCGGACCGACCUACUCGUCCAAAGCUGCCCGCACUGGCCUGCGCAUCUGUGACCUGCUGGCAGACUUCGACGACUUCUCCGCCAGAUUCAAGAACCUGGCCCAUCAACACCAGUCCAUGUUCCCCACUUUGGAAAUAGACAUUGAAGGUCAACUCAAAAGGCUCAAGGGCUUUGCCGAGCGCAUCCGGCCCAUGGUGCGGGACGGCGUCUACUUCAUGUACGAGGCGCUGCAUGGCCCCCCCAAGAAUAUCCUCGUGGAAGGUGCCAACGCAGCCCUCCUGGACAUCGACUUCGGGACCUACCCCUUUGUGACAUCAUCCAACUGCACGGUGGGCGGCGUGUGCACGGGGCUGGGCAUCCCCCCUCAGAACAUCGGCGACGUCUACGGCGUGGUGAAGGCCUACACCACACGCGUGGGCAUCGGCGCCUUCCCCACCGAGCAGAUCAAUGAGAUCGGAGACCUGCUGCAGAGCCGUGGCCACGAGUGGGGGGUGACCACGGGCAGGAAGAGGCGCUGUGGCUGGCUCGACCUGGUGAUCCUGAGAUACGCCCACAUGGUCAACGGGUUCACCGCGCUGGCCUUGACGAAACUGGACAUCCUGGACGCCCUGGGUGAGAUCAAAGUCGGCGUGUCCUACAAGCUGAACGGGAAGAGGAUCCCGUAUUUCCCAGCUAACCAGGAGAUCCUGCAGAAGGUCGAGGUGGAGUACGAGACGCUGCCUGGGUGGAAAUCGGACACCACGGGCGCCAGGAAGUGGGAGGACCUGCCCCCGCAGGCGCAGAACUACAUCCGCUUCGUGGAGAACCACGUGGGAGUGGCAGUGAAAUGGGUUGGUGUCGGCAAAUCAAGGGACUCGAUCAUCCAGCUGUUUUAGACGAAGGCAGAGCUGACCCCAGCAGGUCCCCUCCCCACGUGAAUUCCUCAGAGGCAAAACCAACACGGUAGACAAAGAAAUAUGAAAACGAUUUUCUGGACUUUUCUACUUCUCUUUAAGCCUUCAGUUCAACCCACUGAUCUCUACGAUGAUUUUAAAUACCUGAAAACCAGUGCUGGGUACAUGUUUAAAACCCUGAUGUUUGAAAUGAGCCAAGGUGCUCAAAACACAGCCCUUCUGUGGCACUUUGUCACAUGGUUGUACGUCCGGUCUGGCAAUAAACGUAUCCAGGGGCCACCGAGA
This is a messenger RNA of Pteropus alecto (black flying fox), 4700 nucleotides long. It is a transcript of the gene ADSS1, whose product is annotated as adenylosuccinate synthase like 1. The record is from RefSeq and is a predicted model, not a curated record. Lineage: Eukaryota; Metazoa; Chordata; Mammalia; Chiroptera; Pteropodidae. Gene Ontology annotation, cellular component: cytoplasm. Gene Ontology annotation, biological process: IMP metabolic process; 'de novo' AMP biosynthetic process. Bases 3639 to 4397 code for a protein of 252 amino acids. Gene Ontology annotation, molecular function: nucleotide binding; adenylosuccinate synthase activity. The transcript is spliced from 12 exons.